AUGGAGGAGCCGCUGGAGAUGCCGCCUGGGGAGGAGAGCAAGCCUUGCUCACUCUCGGAGGAGCUCGCCACUGACCCCUCCUUGCAGGUUGAGAUCUCAGACGCAGUGAGCGAACGGGACAAGGUGAAAUUCACUGUCCAGACCAAGAGCUCCCUGCCCCACUUCACCCGCCCAGCGCUCUCCGUGGUCCGGCAGCAUGAGGACUUUGUUUGGCUGCACGACACCUUCUCUGAAAAUGAUGAAUACGCUGGCAUCAUUAUCCCCCCUGCGCCCCCCAGGCCUGACUUCGAGGCAUCGCGGGAGAAGCUGCAGCGCCUUGGGGAGGGGAACAGCACCCUGACGCGGGAGGAGUUUGCCAAGAUGAAGCAGGAGCUGGAGGGCGAGUACCUGGCCAUCUUCAAAAAGACGGUGGCAAUGCACGAGGUGUUCCUGCAGCGCCUGGCAGCCCAUCCCGUCCUACGCCGGGACCACAACUUCUAUGUCUUCCUGGAAUACGACCAAGACCUCAGUGUGCGUGGCAAGAAUCGCAAGGAGCUGCUGGGCGGCUUCUUCCGGAACAUCGUCAAGUCAGCUGACGAGGCGCUCAUCACCGGGGUGUCGGGGCUGAAGGAGGUGGACGAGUUCUUUGAGCACGAGCGGACGUUCCUGCUGGAGUACCACGCCCGGGUGCGCGACACCUGCCUCAAGGCCGACCGCGUCAUGCGCUCCCACAAGAGCCUGGCAGAGGACUAUAUCCCCAUCUCGGUGGCACUGGGCAGCCUAGGCACACAGGAAGUCCGCCAGCUCCAGACGAGCUUCCUGAAAUUGGCUGAACUCUUUGAACGGCUGCGGAAGUUGGAGGGCCGUGUGGCAUCAGAUGAGGAUCUGAAACUGUCUGACCUGCUCAAGUACUACAUGAGAGACUCACAGGCAGCCAAGGAUCUGCUAUACCGGCGCCUGCGGGCACUGGCUGAUUACGAGAAUGCCAACAAGGCACUGGACAGAGCCCGCAUGAGGAACAAGGAGGUGAAGCCGGCUGAGGCCCAUCAGCAGCUGUGCUGUCAGCGCUUUGAACAGCUAUCAGCCUCCGCCAAGCAAGAACUGACUGAUUUCAAGUCACGUCGAAUCUCCGCAUUUCGCAAGAACCUGAUCGAGCUGGCGGAGUUGGAGCUGAAACACGCCAAGGCCAGUAGCCUGCUGCUGCGGAACACCCUGAUUGUGCUGAAGGGCGACGCCUGA
Emys orbicularis (European pond turtle) is the source of this 1218-nucleotide messenger RNA. It is a transcript of the gene SNX32, whose product is annotated as sorting nexin 32. The coding region runs from base 1 to 1218 and encodes 405 amino acids. The record is from RefSeq and is a predicted model, not a curated record. Gene Ontology annotation, cellular component: endosome. Lineage: Eukaryota; Metazoa; Chordata; Testudines; Emydidae. The transcript has 13 exons. Gene Ontology annotation, biological process: retrograde transport, endosome to Golgi. Gene Ontology annotation, molecular function: phosphatidylinositol binding.